GCCCACGUCAACUAUCGAAAGGUGCGAGGCCCAAUCGCCGGAGCGGGUGUGCUGUGGCGGCAGAUAAUGGGGAAAGCCGGGCGGAUGUACUGUACCAAGGUGCUCCGACCUAUUAUCUGAGCGCCUCGAGGGGUCGAAAUCUCACGGGCGCAGAGAGGGCAGCGACCCCGCCUACUACUGCCUGCUGCCACCUUGACACGGCAGCUCAUAAUCACUUACUUCCAUCUGCUUGCGCGACAGAAGCAGUGGAAAGGCGGACGAAAAAGAAGAAGAUCCAAGUAAACAAGACAAAUAUUGAGCAGCACUAUGCCCACUAUCAGUUCCCUCCAGGGGACAAUCCUCGCUUCCGCACCACGGUUGUCACUCCCGUCGCUGGGACUGCUUUUGGUCGGGCUGGCUGCGUCGUACUUACUCGUGCUGCGGCCCAUCUACAACAUCUUCUUCCACCCGCUCCGGCGAUACCCGGGGCCCAAGCUGUGGGCGGCUUCGUCGCUGCCAUGGGGCUUCUCGUUCAUGAGCGGGUACUGGCACCACCGCGCGAUGCAGCUCCAUGCCCAGUACGGCCACAUCGUGCGCAUCGGUCCCAAUGAACUCUCGUACGACGUGCCCGAGGCCUGGGAGGACGUGUACGGGCGGUCCAAGCACCGCAAGGAGAACCCCAAGCCGGCGUGGUACCUUAGCCCCAAAACCAAGGAGAUCGUGGGCGCGCCGCUCGAGGACCAUACGCGCAUGCGCCGCCUGCUGGGCUCCGGCUUCACCAACGCGGCCAUGCUCGAGCAGGAACCGCUGAUCAAGAGCCAUGUGGACCUAUUCAUACAGCGACUGCAUGAGGUUACUACUGGUAGUAGCAGUAGUACUGGUAGUAGUAGCAGUGCGGGGGGGAAGAAGGCCGUCGACAUGUUCGAGUGGUUCGCGUACUGCACCUUCGACAUCAUUGGCGACCUGUCGUUCGGCGAGCCGUUCGGCUGCCUGCGCGACUCAAUGCUGCACCCGUGGAUCGCCUGGGUCUUUGCCAACAUCAAGCUGGCCCACACGCUGGUCCUGUGCAACCGCAUCCCCUUUUUCUUCCUCUUCCUGCCGCUCCGACAGACCCUGGCGCUCAUCAAGGGCUCGGGCUACUUUGAGAAGACCAUCAAGGCCGUCAUUGACCAGCGGCUGGCGCGCGAGGCCGAGAGGCCCGACUUUCUGCAGAUCAUGAAGACGCCGAGGGGCAGUUCGUACAUGACGCGCGAAGAGAUACAUAGCAACGCAUCCUUCUUGACGCUGGCCGGCUCCGAAACGACUUCCAACUCCAUGGCCGUGGCCGUGUACAUGAUUGCACUUUACCCGGAUAUCAAAGCCAAGAUUACGCAGGAGCUCGUGGCAACCUUCAGCGACGAGGCCGAGAUCGACAUGCGCAGCGCGGCCAAACUGGCGUAUCUCAUGGCCGUCAUCGAGGAGAGCAUGCGCUGUCAUCCGCCGGGGCCAAACGCAUUGUGGCGUGUAACACCUGAGGGCGGGAACCAGAUUCUUGGAGACUGGCUGCCGGCAAAUACUGUUCUCAGCAUACCGCACCGCGUUAUGUAUCGCAGCGAGCACAAUUUCAAGCGCGCGCAAGAGUUCAUCCCCGAGCGCUGGCUGGAUUCUGGGGAGGGCAAGGGCACGUCGGAAUUUGCCAAUGAUCGCAAGGACAGCUUUCAUCCGUUCUCGUAUGGACCACGGACCUGUCUGGCUGUGAACCUUGCCUACGCUGAGAUGCGCUACAUCCUGGCCCGCUUGAUGUGGAACUUUGAUUUUGAGCUCGCCGACCAGAGCCGGAAUUGGGCCGAGGGUCUCCGGGCUUGGUUGAUUUGGGAGAAGCGGCCGCUGUAUGUCCACUUGGUACCGAGACGGCUGAAGUAGUAGUAGUACAGGUGCACCACGUGUGUGGCCUUGGUGAUCCGGGUUCGCCUGGGAGGGGCGUCCCAAACCCGUGCAUCUUGUGGGAAUGACAAAUAUCAAUUAUCCUGCAAAGUCCUCCC
Molecule: messenger RNA, 2000 nt
Organism: Chaetomium strumarium
Lineage: Eukaryota; Fungi; Ascomycota; Sordariomycetes; Sordariales; Chaetomiaceae
Product: cytochrome P450
Exons: 5
Coding region: 307-1881 (524 amino acids)
Molecular function (GO): monooxygenase activity; heme binding; oxidoreductase activity, acting on paired donors, with incorporation or reduction of molecular oxygen
Source: RefSeq, a predicted model, not a curated record